Rhinopithecus roxellana (golden snub-nosed monkey) is the source of this 2849-nucleotide messenger RNA. It is a transcript of the gene DNAJC22, whose product is annotated as DnaJ heat shock protein family (Hsp40) member C22. Gene Ontology annotation, biological process: endocytosis. The transcript is spliced from 4 exons. Gene Ontology annotation, cellular component: early endosome; plasma membrane. The record is from RefSeq and is a predicted model, not a curated record. Bases 1178 to 2203 code for a protein of 341 amino acids. NCBI's taxonomy places the organism in Eukaryota, Metazoa, Chordata, Mammalia, Primates, Cercopithecidae.
AGCAUUUCCUCUCCAGGCUGAGAUGAGGGCUGAGGGCGUUUGGAGGGAAGCGUGCUGCCUACUGCAGGGAGGUGACACCCGCGAGGCCGACCGUCACCCCGAAGCCCUCGCAAGUCCAGACUGGGGGUCCUUGGAGAUCCACGAGAUUUCCAGAGAAGGAAAUUGAGGCCCAAGAAGCUGCAUGACUUAGCCAAGGUCACGGAGUAGAACCCGGGGUAGGAGCCUGGGACGUUGAAAUGAAGGCGUCUUGCACUGCAGCUCCGUGGCAGCGCAGAGGCACAGGAAGGCAGACUACCCCGAGCCUAAGGGCUGCGGCCUCGCCCUCCAACCUUCUGCUCCCGUUUCUCCCUCUGGUCCAUAGCCCGCGGGACGAGCAGGCCUGGAUUGGGAGGCUCCUCAGAUCUCAGGCUCAGGUGCAGGAGCAGAGCCACUAACUGGAAGGCUCGGAGGUGGGCCCGUGAGGCAAGCCCUGUGGGGGGUUGAGGACAGCUUGGGUUGGGGGUCCCUCCCUGCUGCCUGUCCGUGGAUGUCUCUGCCUUAGGGGAAUUGGAGGUGGAACCAUCCAGUCUUGAAGGUCAACGGAGAGUGAAAAGAGGAGUGUGCAGCUUGAGCACUACAGAUAGGAGCGUCCUUGCUCCUGCCAGGCAGCCCCUCCAUAGGGGCAGUCCUGUGCUGCUGUGACUCGGCACCCGCACAAGGUGAGUCUGGGGACCGCCCGGACCCGCCCUUCCGUCGGCGGCAGCGCCACCUGGCGGCGAUGGUGCCGUGGUGCGCGAGGCGCUGGGCCUGGGCUGGGCGCUGAUUCUGCUGGAGCUGCAGGCGUCUGCAGAGCCUUGCACCCUCCCCUCGAGGGCUGGCGGGAGGAGUCCCAGGCGGGAAUGUGAUCCCGAGGGGCCCGGGGAGGGCCCUGAGGAGGAGCCUGGCCUGGGGUGGCCGGACUUCCGUGACACAACAGACACAAAAGACAAAGUCCAUUUGGAUGGAAGUGGGAGCCGGGCGAGACAUGUCAUUUUCACUCUGUGGUCAAAGGAAAUGACUGGUCUGACUCGGUCUGGGAGCGGAGCACCCAGGGUCUAAGGAUAACUCUGGGGCCAUGACGGCCAUGAUUCUCACAGAAGACUCCAAGACUUCUGUGCUGCGAGUAAGCGGACUUGUUCUGAGACCUUUGCCCUAGAGGAUGGCCAAGGGGCUCCUGGUGACCUAUGCCCUCUGGGCUGUGGGGGGCCCUGCUGGGCUUCACCACCUGUACCUGGGAAGGGACAGCCACGCCCUGCUCUGGAUGCUGACCCUGGGGGGAGGUGGGCUGGGCUGGCUCUGUGAGUUCUGGAAGCUCCCAAGCUUUGUAGCUCAGGCCAACAGAGCCCAGGGGCAGAGGCAGAGCCCCAGAGGGGUGACACCCCCUCUGAGUCCCAUUCGCUUUGCUGCCCAGGUGAUAGUUGGCAUCUAUUUUGGCCUUGUGGCACUGAUUAGCCUUUCGUCCAUGGUCAACUUCUAUAUUGUGGCCCUCCCACUGGCAGUUGGCUUAGGGGUCUUGCUGGUGGCUGCUGUUGGCAAUCAGACCUCAGACUUUAAGAACACUCUGGGGGCAGCAUUUCUCACUUCACCUAUAUUCUAUGGCCGCCCCAUAGCCAUACUGCCCAUUAGUGUGGCCGCCAGCAUUACAGCUCAGAAGCAUCGCCGCUACAAAGCUUUGGUGGUGUCAGAGCCGCUCAGUGUGCGGCUCUACCGGCUGGGCUUGGCUUACCUUGCUUUCACAGGCCCACUGGCAUACAGUGCCCUCUGCAACACAGCUGCCACCCUCAGGUAUGUGGCAGAAACCCUUGGCUCCUUCUUGAAUUGGUUCAGCUUCUUCCCCCUUCUUGGCCGCCUCAUGGAGUUUGUCCUCCUUCUGCCUUACCGGAUCUGGAGGCUACUGAUGGGAGAUACUGGCUUCAACAGCAGCUACUUCCAGGAGUGGGAGAAGCUCUAUGAAUUUGUUCACAGUUUUCAGGAUGAGAAGCGUCAGCUGGCUUACCAGGUUUUGGGCCUCUCAGAAGGGGCAACAAAUGAAGAAAUACAUCGUAGUUACCGGGAACUAGUGAAGGUCUGGCACCCAGACCACAACCUGGACCAGACAGAGGAGGCACAGAGGCACUUCCUGGAGAUCCAGACUGCGUAUGAAGUCCUGAGUCAACCCAGGAAGCCCAGGGGAUCCUGGAGGUGAAAAGAAACUUCCCCCUGAGGAUUGACUCUUCCUAUCAGAGCUGGAAAACUUGUCCCAAAUCUAGCUUUGCCCAGGAAUGGCAUCCCAACAAGGUUAAAGAAACUGCUUGCAGGGGCCAGGCGUGGUGGCUCACGCCUGUAAUUCCAGCACUUUGGGAGGCCGAGGCAGGCAGCUCACAAGGUCAGGAGUUCGAGACCAGCAGCCUGGCCAACAUAAUGAAACCUCGUCUCUACUAAAACUACAAAAAAUUAGCCAGGCGUGGUAGCAGGCGUGUCUAGUCCCAGCUACUUGGGAGGCUGAGGCAGGAGAAUCGCCUGAACCUGAGAGGCAGAGGUUGCGGUGAGCCAAGAUCAUGACACUGCACUCCAGCCUGGGCAACAAGAGUGAAACUCUGUCUCAAAAAAAAAGAAAAGAAAAAGAAAAAGAAACUGCUUGCAGGGGACACGAGAAAACCUUAAUGGGGUGAGAAAAGGUUGUGGUAGAAGAAUGUGUUUAUAUUCUGAAUUUCUGAAUUCUUGGCUAUUGCAUUCUUGACAAUUUUUCUUAAAACCAGAGAGUGAAAGGCAUAUUAUAAAACAGUCAAAUAUCUUUUAGAGUAUGGACAACUAUUAUAUACCAAUAAAAAAUUAAUUAGAAAAAAAUAUAU